This is a messenger RNA of Phyllopteryx taeniolatus (common seadragon), 1905 nucleotides long. Its product is annotated as cytochrome P450 2K1-like. Gene Ontology annotation, molecular function: iron ion binding; oxidoreductase activity, acting on paired donors, with incorporation or reduction of molecular oxygen, reduced flavin or flavoprotein as one donor, and incorporation of one atom of oxygen; heme binding. Gene Ontology annotation, biological process: xenobiotic metabolic process. The transcript is spliced from 9 exons. Gene Ontology annotation, cellular component: intracellular membrane-bounded organelle; cytoplasm. Bases 170 to 1693 code for a protein of 507 amino acids. Lineage: Eukaryota; Metazoa; Chordata; Actinopteri; Syngnathiformes; Syngnathidae. The record is from RefSeq and is a predicted model, not a curated record.
CUCUGUACGUUGCCAAGCCACUUGAACACCUGUAAAUGUUAAUGACUGUGCAAAAGGCUCCCCUUCCAAGCCAAAGUGGGCAAGGCUAAGCAGUAGGAGCUCUCCAGAUAAAAGAGAGCAAGACAGCCCGUGUGAGCGUCAUAAAUACCAGAGUCCCCCUGAAGGCAACAUGUCUGCAUUGGAAGGCGCUUCGGCCCUAUUGCUGUCGUCCAGCGCCACGCCGGUGCUGGCGUGCGUGACCGCGCUGUUCCUGCUGGCUUUCGUCUCCCAACGCUUCAGCUCGCCGCAGGAUGGCAGGAAGGAGCCCCCGGGGCCUCGGCCCUUGCCGCUGCUUGGAAACCUGCUGCAGCUGGAUCUCACCUGGCUCGACAGAGCCCUGUGUCAGCUUGCAAAACAUCACGGCUCUGUAUUCACCGUCUAUAUGGGCACCAGAAAAGUGGUGGUCCUGGCUGGAUACAAGGUGCUCAAAGAGGCUCUGGUCGGCCACGCAGUGGAGUUUGGAGAGCGCUUCAUCACCCCCAUUUUUCAUGAUUCCAAUCAUGGUCAUGGCAUUCUGUUUGCCAAUGGGGAUUCGUGGAAAGAUCUGAGACGUUUUGCCCUGAGUACUCUGCGAGACUUCGGCAUGGGCAAAAGACUUGCCGAAGAGAAAAUCUUAGAGGAGUGCCGCCAUCUCAUUCCCAUUUUUGAGAGUCAUAAAGGGCAACCGUUCGAUACGACAUCUCCGUUGAGUCAUGCAACAUCCAACAUCAUUUGCUCCAUCGUGUACGGGAACAGAUUCGAAUACAGCGAUCGUCGAUUCAUCGCUAUGGUGAAACGAAUCAAUGAGAGCGUUCGUAUGACUGGUUCAUUCCAGAUACAGCUUUACAACAUGUUCCCCCGGUUGUUGAGUUGGGUCAAACACCGGCGGAUGGUUCUCAGCAACCGUGACGACUCCAUGAAGGACGUGCAAGAGCUUCUGCGCCAGCGGAAAGAGAAGCUCAACCCCCAAAUGUGCACGGGGCUGGUCGACUGCUUCUUCGUCCGCAAGCAAAAAGAAGAGGAAGCGUGUGUGGAAGAGAGCCACUUCAAUGAGAAGAACAUGAUGUUCGUCGUGGGCAACCUGUUCGCUGCGGGCACCGACACCACCGCCACCACGCUGCGAUGGGCCUUGCUGCUGAUGGCCAAAUACCCGCAAAUACAAGAGCGCGUCCACGCGGAGCUGAGCAGCGUGGUCGGAAGCCGCCUGAUGGAUGUCGAGGAUCGCAAGAACCUUCCGUACACCAACGCCGUCAUCCACGAGAUACAGAGAUUCGCCAACAUCGUCCCCAUGGCCAUUAUGCACCAAACCACCCAGGACGUCACAUUCCAGGGCUACUUCAUCGAAAAGGGCACCUCUGUGAUUCCUCUGCUUACUUCUGCCCUCUAUGAUGAGAGUGAAUGGGAGACGCCGAACACCUUCAACCCUUCCCACUUCCUGGAUAAGGAGGGUAACUUCGUCAAGAGGGAUGCCUUUUUGCCCUUCUCUGCAGGCCGCCGGGUUUGUCUGGGCGAGGGCCUGGCCCGGAUGGAGCUCUUCCUCUUCUUCACGUCCCUCCUCCAGCGCUUCCGCUUCACUCCUCCACCCGGAAUUUCCGAGGACGAGCUGGAUUUGAAGCCCCUGGUGGGCUUCACCCUCAAUCCCAUGCCGCACCGGCUGAGCGCUGUCACUCGCUAGUCACGUGCAAUGCAGUUCACAAUGGUCCUUAAAUCCAAAUGAUUUACUUUAAUUUUUCUAAUUGCUCACCUGAAUGAUGAAAUUGUAUCUCAAGUCUUGUACAUUCACAGUUUUCACAAUGUGUCAUUUAUUUUCUCUUCAAAGUAUGCACAUGCAUCAUGCAUUUGAAAUGGAUAUCUUCGUAAAUAAAACACUGUCAUUAUACGGCUUUA